AUGCACGUCCGUGUGGCGCUGUUGCUGUUGCUGGGGCUCCUGGUCAAGGCCCAAGGAGGCAGACCAAUAAGGGUGCAGAAGUGCUGUGCGCAGUACGAGGUGCUGGCCGGCGACGGGCAGUCGUGCGUGGAGACCGACUGGGGCCGGAACGCCUCCUCUGCGCGCCGCGACGCCUUCGAGAUCUUCCUGGCGGCGCCGCUGGACGAAGAGCAGGUGCGCCCCUGGCUGCCGCAGGGGCUGCCCGUGCAAAACAUCACCGUGGUGGUGUUCAGCUCUCUGAGGCGGUACCCGAAUACCGCGCGCGUUAAUUCUUCUUCUCUCUGGGAGCAACACAAGCCUCCCAGCGACGACGCCUGGAAGAGAGAGGUCGUCUUCUUGGACGACCAAUACAUUGCCAGGCCCAGGCCGUGGGCGGGGCACAGGUCAGCUAAAUACUGCGUCGAUGCGGCUCUCCCGCCGCUGCAGCCCUUUCUUCUGUUUUUCAAGACGCAGUGCACCGACGACGAAUGCAUUUCAAAGUGCUGCGGGAAAAGGCAAGUCUUGGUGAACAAGGACGGCUUUUGGCAGUGCGAAAACGAUCCGGAAGGUUAUUGGUCGCCUAUUAAAUCUUCAUUGCGAAAGGUCUUAGACAUUGAUCCAGAGUUUCCUUACGAGGAACCAUGGGUUACCGCUUACGCACUAUGGUGCACACACCAUCGCCGCGCGUCCCUUGAAGAUCGUCCUGCCGGCUGGGCGCGCUAUGAGCUCCGCCAUUUUCUCUUCUCCUCCUGGAAAUUUUGCGUCGACCACUACCGCGACAGCAGCGCUUUACAUGAAGGGCUAUUCUACUGCGAACAUCCACGCAUCGCGAGGGGAAUUUACUGGCUGCUGCGACCGCUGUGUGUGGUCUCGGCGUUACUACUGGCCGUGGCGUUAUUAUCAAUCGCAUGCGACAGCGGCAUGCGACGCAAGGUGCACGGGUGGUGUCUUGCUCACCACGCUCUGUGCCUCUUUGGAUUCAACAUGGGACAGGUGGUGUAUUAUUUGGCAAUCAGUGACGAAAUAGACAUGAUAUUUAUUGAAAAAAUACCUGCUGACCUCCAAAGAACGUGCACAUAUUUAGUAAAACUGUAUCUGAAAAUGCUGCUUAUGACCGGCUUCGUAGAAAUUGUGUCCGAAAUCGUCAUGUGGAGCACGACGAAGUAUUUGAGGAGCGUCGGUUUCCAGUUUCGCGACUACUAUUUCCCGUACCGCUGCACCGGCUUCGUGGCGGACUUCGUGCGGGCGGCGUGCGUCGCCUGGCUGGCCAGCCCCGAGGGCGGUUACUUGCGCCUCGUCCGGCAGCGGCUGCGCGCAGCCAACCAAUAGGAGAGUUCCUUCUUUCCACCUAUUUAACCUUUCUUGGAUAGCAAUUGCAUACUUUCGCGCUGUGUGUUUCCGAGUUCUCUCCGUGUACAGAGCUAAGUUAGGCUCUUCCCAAAUUAUACUUACGCUCUAUCGGCAAAAACCGGGAGAGAUGGUUCAGGGCGUCAACUGAUGUCACUGCAGUUCCUCUGACCGGAAGGUUCUACGUUCGAGUCCCGACGGUGACAGGAAUUUCGAUACUAGCUUGUCAGCUAGGUCAAAUUCAGUCGCUGUCUAGAGGAGAAUUUUAGCGGCCGGCUUCUCUGAUCGGUGCUCUCUCCAAUCCAUACCAGGCGAAUGCCGGAUGCCUAACGAACGGGCCAAGAACCUUUCGAGAUCUUUCCUACCUCUUCCUUGUUCUAUGCUCACCCCUUACACUCUUCUUACAUUAACAUGCACUGCACUACCAUACAUGCCGGGAGACCGGCCGGGACCUUAGAGUUUGUCUCGAUGGUGGGAGAUACCUGGUUAGGGAAAACCCCACUAGCC
Molecule: messenger RNA, 1872 nt
Organism: Gryllus bimaculatus (two-spotted cricket)
Lineage: Eukaryota; Metazoa; Arthropoda; Insecta; Orthoptera; Gryllidae
Source: the annotation of a GenBank genome assembly